UGAUAGUUUUACAGUUCAAAGUAAGAAGUCCAGAUACUUUGGCCCUUUGGGAGCGCAGCUAUAAACCUUCUGUUCAACCAGCAAGUGCCUUCAGAAAAGAAAAUUGUUGAAAUUGCUGACCGCAGUUUUGCUUUUUCCCCCGUCAAAUCUGGCAACAGCGUGAAGACGGCGCCAAAUAGGAAGAAGCGGAUCCGAGGAGCCGGACGGUGUUCCGGUGUGAGACCGGUGGAGUUGAUGACGGUACCGUAACCGGAGUAGUUCUUGUUGAGCCAUGGACUCGCCUUCUAGGGAGAAGGAACCGGGAUCCGGCUGGACGAGAACGCAGAAGGAAAUUGUCUGUCUCUUUCCAGAUGAACAGCCACGCUGUGUGAGCGUGUGGCCGCGCACUGAGCCCUUCCUUCUGGGCCCCCUGCAGGUGGCACCGUCUUCCAAACUCAGCCUUCACUAUCUGCAAAGGAUGGCGAGCUAUGUGCGGACGCGGGGCGGCUGCUACCCCAUGCUGGGCUGGGCCAUGUGGAGGCAUAUCGCCUGUGGGAAGCUGCAGCUUCCAGAGGAUCUGGCCUGGCUGUACUUUGAGAUGUUUGACCUUCUUGCUGGCCACACCCCCAAGGAGCGGCUGGAGUGGGCCGAGUGUCUUUCUCAGUGUUCUUCCAAAAGCAAACGGGAUCAACAAAGGAACAAGUUAUCUGUGGACACACUGCAGUUCCUCCUCUUCCUCUUCAUCCAGCAGCUGAACCGGGUGUCGCUGCGCACUUCUCUGAUUGGUGAAGAGUGGCCCAGUCACUGGACGCGCUCACCCUCACCGUCAGACCGAGAGGCCAAGACCAGCUCCCAGAACAAGAACUGGGAUGACCAGGCCCACUUGUCAUUUGUUCAGAACCAUCUCGCUCAGAUGUUGGAGCUGCUGGUGGAGCCAAGUCAGCUGUCAGACUCUGGACAAGUCCUGCGAGACAGUCAGGUAUCUCUGGAGGCUGUAUGGAGUCUGGGCCUGCUCUUGGAGGGCUCAGUUUCUCAGUGUAGAGGUGUUCAGCCCAUCCACAAGCUGCUGACUAAAGGUCCGGUCCAGACCCAGGCUGGCUUUUCCGCACACAGCCGCUCCUUUACCUUCCAUAAACUUCUAUCCUGCCUCCAGCACAGCCUCAUCCUCAACCCCUUUGGAAUAACGGCAUGUCUGAGCUCAGGGAAAAAACUGGCCUGGGCACAACAAGUGGAGGGCACCAUGAAGAGAGCUAAGAUCAUCAGGAACACUCACAUCACACCACCUGGCAGUAAAAUGGUGCUGAUGUCACAGGUUGUCAAGCAAACACUGGCGAAAAGCUCCGACAAACUGACUGGAGCCAACAUCAAAAUCCACCGAUGCUCUGAAGCCUUCAUCUACCUGCUGUCCCCCCUCAGGUCCAUCAGCAUGGACAAGUGUCGUGACAGCACGGUGGUUCUGGGUCCUGUUGAGACAUUCGUCCACAUCCACAGCUGCCAGAAUGUGCGGGUGGUGUGUGUAGCGGGCCGUGUCACUGUCGGCGCAUCCUCGCACUGCACUGUCCACGCGUUGACACCCACACACCCUGUGCUCCUACCUGGAAACACUGGAAUCACUCUGGGACCCUUCCACACUUUCUACCCUUCGCUGGAGGACCACAUGGCCAGUGUGGGUCUGGCUGUGGUGCCCAAUGUCUGGGACCAGCCUUUGCUGUUGGGGUUAGAAGGUCUUAAUGCAUCAUCCAACCCAGACUCUGCCUGUUACCGUCUGCUCCCCCCCGCUGAGUGCCACGCUCUAGUUGUGCCUUUUCAGAUGGAGGGGGACACAUGUGAGGUACCAGGUGGACUUCCUCCGGCUUACCAGGUGGCACAAGAUGACAAGCAGAAGAGGAUCCAGAACUGGCAGAAGACUGUGAUGAAGGCCAAGCUGAACAAGGAGCAGCGGAAUCAGUUCCAGGACUUGGUCCAGGAAAAAUUCCAUGAGUGGCUUCUGGAAACUGGGCACAGAGGAGAACUAGACAGCCUGUUCUCACUGACCGUAACCUCUGUGAAGGGUUCCAACAGGCCCGCUGCAGACUGCACAAGUUCAAGAGCCUUUGUGAAAACUUCCAACGGGCCCACUGCAGACUCUUCCCUGAGUUGAAGAACCUUUGUGGAGUUCCAGUGGACCAGUUGUCCAGGGUCCAGACAGACGUCCAGUCCAGGGUCGACACAAACACAUUCACACCUUUGAAGCCGGAGCGCCCGGAGCGGACCCACGCAAACAUGGGGAGAAGGUACAAACUUCACACAGAAAACCACCUGAGUGGCAAAAACGUUUCAGUCCAGUCACCUCGAUGAAACAUCCAGAAGCUUCAUGAAUCACUGCUUCAGCAUCUGUGCCAGCGCUCAGACUUUAAAACACGGCUCAUGGAUGAAACGUUAAAGGAACGUAAAGUUUGCUUUAGCUCACUGAAACCUUGUGAAUUAAAAACAAUAAAAGUAU
Thalassophryne amazonica is the source of this 2461-nucleotide messenger RNA. RefSeq names its product TBCC domain containing 1 (gene tbccd1). Gene Ontology annotation, biological process: maintenance of Golgi location; maintenance of centrosome location. Gene Ontology annotation, cellular component: spindle pole centrosome. The record is from RefSeq and is a predicted model, not a curated record. NCBI's taxonomy places the organism in Eukaryota, Metazoa, Chordata, Actinopteri, Batrachoidiformes, Batrachoididae. Bases 272 to 2119 code for a protein of 615 amino acids. The transcript is spliced from 9 exons.